AUGGAAAGGUAUUAUUUAGUGAUAGCUCUGCUCUGUGUUGUUGCUGCCGCUGAGGUUCUUGAAGACAAAAAGGAACAGUGUCUGUGUGAAGAAACCUCUACACUUUCUCUAACAGUAUACAAAGAACGUCUCAGUGGAUGUGGACUGCUGGCAUUAAAUGGUUGCAAGGUGACGAUUACGUGUCAAUCAAAUUUUUCUCUAACCCUGGACAGCGAUAAGAGUGUGGAUUUGGACUGUUUGGACAAUACUACAACUGAUCUAUUAAUCUCAGAUAAAAGCUCAGUUCAAAUAAUUUUACAGUGCUCAGAGGAAACGGCAGCGUCCUUAGAUGAAGAAUCAAAUGUUCCAGUGCUGAGAAUAUCUCAAGUCUGCUCGAAUAAUUCAAACGGAACUAGUCUCACUACCACAAGCUCCGGGCCAUCAGAUACAACCCAAAAAGGUACAACAAAAAACAACAAUAAUGCUACAACUGAAAGCCCAGUAACCUCAUCCGCGGCCAACAGUUCUACAGAAGUCCCAUCCAACAGUUCUACAGUAACUCCCGAUCACUCAAGCUACUCCAAUACAACAGGAACAUCGAACUCAUCGUAUACCGCCACGGAAGGAACACCAAGCGGAAACAGCACACAGGAGCUGACGACAACGACACAACAUGCUGUUAGCUUCAGAGCCUGUUCCGGACUUCUGGUUUUGACGUUAGCUGUAAGCAGUUUACUGUAG
Candidula unifasciata is the source of this 720-nucleotide messenger RNA. NCBI's taxonomy places the organism in Eukaryota, Metazoa, Mollusca, Gastropoda, Stylommatophora, Geomitridae. The record is from the annotation of a GenBank genome assembly.